GAACCAAAUGAUUUGAUGUUUAUAAAGAAUUUAGGACAAAGUCUGAGCCCCGCCCCGCCGAAGCCUGUCUGCAGAAUCCGCAGCAACCAGCACCACGCCCAUGACACUGGGCUGCCCUACUUGAUUGAUGGGACUCACAAGAUCACCCAGAGCAACGCCAUCAUGCGCUACAUUGCCCACAAGCACAACCUGUGUGGGGAGACCGAAAAGGAGAAGAUUCGGGAAGACGUUUUGGAGAACCAGCUUAUGGACAACCGCAUGCAGCUGGCCAGACUCUGCUAUGACCCAGAUUUUGAGAAACUGAAGCCAGAAUACCUGGAGGGACUUCCUGAAAUGCUGAAGCUCUACUCACAGUUUCUGGGGAAGCAGCCAUGGUUUCUUGGGGACAAGAUCACCUUUGUGGAUUUCAUCGCUUAUGAUGUCCUUGAGAGAAACCAAGUAUUUGAGCCCAGUUGCCUGGAUGCCUUCCCAAACCUGAAGGACUUCAUCUCCCGAUUAGAGGGCUUGGAGAAGAUCUCUGCCCACAUGAAGUCCAGCCGCUUCCUCCCAAGACCUGUGUUCACAAAAAUGGCUGUCUGGGGCAACAAGUAAUGCCUGGAAGGCCAGGAGGUGGGAGUGAGGAGCUCAUACUCAGCCCUCUGCCCAGGCUGUUGAGCAUAGCUGGACUCUGCAUCCCAGCACCUGCCUCCCCAUUCCUUUCUCCUGUUUAUUCCCAUCUUUACCCCCAAGACUUUAUUAUCCCCUCUUCACUUCCCCUAAACCCCUGUCCCAUGCAGGUCCUUUAAAGCCUCAGCUACCCACUUUUCUUCAUGAACAUCCCCCUCCCAACAUUACCCUUCGCUGCACUAAAGCCAGCUUGACCUUCCUUCCUGUUAGUGGUUGUGUCUGCUUUGAGGGGCCUGCCUAGCCCCUCGCCUGUGGAGCUCAGGCCUGAGCUGUCCCCGUGCUGCAUGAAAGAGCAGCAUUGACUGGUUUACAGGCCCUGCUCCUGUAACAUGACCCCUGCCUUAGGCCUUCCUGAUCAAAGUAAAGCCUCAGCCAC
Chlorocebus sabaeus (green monkey) is the source of this 1042-nucleotide messenger RNA. RefSeq names its product glutathione S-transferase Mu 2-like. Gene Ontology annotation, biological process: glutathione metabolic process. Gene Ontology annotation, molecular function: glutathione transferase activity. Lineage: Eukaryota; Metazoa; Chordata; Mammalia; Primates; Cercopithecidae. The record is from RefSeq and is a predicted model, not a curated record.